This is a messenger RNA of Lampris incognitus (smalleye Pacific opah), 3939 nucleotides long. RefSeq names its product protein CBFA2T2-like. Gene Ontology annotation, biological process: negative regulation of DNA-templated transcription; DNA-templated transcription. The record is from RefSeq and is a predicted model, not a curated record. Gene Ontology annotation, molecular function: transcription corepressor activity. The transcript is spliced from 11 exons. The coding region runs from base 478 to 2286 and encodes 602 amino acids. NCBI's taxonomy places the organism in Eukaryota, Metazoa, Chordata, Actinopteri, Lampriformes, Lampridae. Gene Ontology annotation, cellular component: nucleus.
CUGAGAAAAGCGAGUGAAAGAGUGGACAUAGGGCGAACGAGAGCAGUAGAUGUGGGGAAGCGUUUAAAAAACCGAGAGCUUCACGGGAGAGAGACAGAGACAAGACAGACAGCAGUUACUUGAGGAAAGUAAGCGGGCACUGAAGUGUGUUUCUGUGUGUGUGUGUGUGUGUGUGUGUGUGCGUGUGUGUGUGUGGUGCAGCAUCGCGCUGGGCUGCUUGGAUAUCCAUCUCCAUCUGGGUGCCAUCUGUGCCUCUGGCUUUGGCCUCCCCUACACUGAAGCUCACAUAUGUGGGAACGCAAACACAUGCCUGACAUAUGAAGGAGUGAAGUCACAGAGAAAGAGAGAAAGAGAGAAAGAGAGGGGGGGAUAGGAAAACAUCACACUAAACCCCACCAAGAACGCCGACUUUAUUUAUAAGGAACAAAGAGAGGACUCUGCUAGAGUGGAGACAGCAGAGAGAAGAAGAGCCCUGCCAUGCCCGGCUCUCCUGUGGAUGUUAAGACUCAUUCCAGAUCGGCCCCCAGCAGCAGCAGCGCCACCUCCGCCAUGCCUCCCCUGCCCUCCGUCAACCCCAGUGGGCCCCGGCCAGCCUCCUUCUCCACCACAGCUUUGACCAAUGGGAACCAUCACUCUCCUCCCACCCUGAACGCAGUACCAUCUCCGCCUCAGCGCUACAGCAACGGCCCUUCCUCUUCCUCUUCCUCGUCACUGGCCAACCAGCAGCUGCCGGCCACCUGCGGCGCACGCCAGCUGAGCAAGCUCAAACGUUUUCUGACCACGCUGCAACAGUUUGGCAACGACAUCUCCCCCGAGAUCGGAGAGAGUGUACGAAGCCUGGUCCUGGCCCUCGUGAAUUCCACAGUGACCAUCGAGGAGUUCCACUCUCGCCUUCAGGAGGCCACAAACUUCCCGCUACGGCCCUUCGUGAUCCCCUUCCUCAAGGCCAACUUGCCCCUGCUGCAGAGGGAGCUGCUCCAUUGUGCGCGGGCGGCCAAGCAGACGCCAGCUCAGUAUCUGUCCCAACAUGAGCACCUCCUGCUCAGCACCACUCUCGCCUCCCCGCCCGACUCCUCGGAGCUCCUGAUGGAGCCUGGCGACGCCCCAGCCAAAAGACACAGCCCCUGCAGGGCCAAAGAGAACGGCUUCCACGAGCGUCCCGCUGCAGCCCUAGAGCCUGCCGCCAAAAGGAUCUGUACCAUCAGCCCUGCCCCCCGACAUAGCCCCGCCCACCCCCUACCGCUGAGCGCCCAGCUCCACCCGACCCCUCCCCCCCUGCAGCACUACGCCCUGGAUGACAUCGCGGCUCCCCACAUCCUCCACCGUGAGCACAGCCAGCGCAUGCUGGAGCUCCGCGAGCUGAAAGACAGACCCAGGCUGCCCGGCACUAACGGGGGCUACCGCGAGGAGCCGGUGGACCACAGACUGACAGACAGAGAGUGGGCUGAUGAAUGGAGGCAUCUGGAUCAUGUGCUGAACUGCAUCGUGGACAUGGUGGAAAAGACGCGGAGGUCAGUGAGCGUGCUCAGAAGGUGCCAGGAGUCAGACCGUGAGGAGCUCAACUACUGGAGGCGGCGUUCCAGUGAGCAGGAGGACCCACGGAAAGGAGGCGCUGGCUCCGCCCCCUUCUCAAAGACACACAGUCCCCACUCCGUCGACUCUGAUUCCCAGAGAGACUUUGCCGCACGGCCAAGCUCAGCUUACGUGCCAGAUGAGAUCUGGAGGAAAGCCGAAGAGGCGGUGAAUGAGGUGAAACGUCAGGCCAUGGACGAGGUGCAGAAGGCGGUGGCCGAGGCGGAGCAGAAAGCCUUCGAGAUGAUCGCUGCCGAGAGAGCCAAGAUGGAGAAGACCCUCGCUGAGGCCAAGAGGAAGGCCCAAGAGGAUGCCAUCAUGGUCAUCAAUGAGCAGGAGGACUCCAGCGAGUGCUGCUGGAAUUGCGGUCGGAAGGCCAGCGAGACGUGCAGCGGCUGCAAUGCCGCCCGCUACUGCGGGUCCUUCUGUCAGCACAAAGACUGGGAGAGACACCACCUCAUCUGCAGCCCGGGGCUCCAGGCCCAGCCCAAACCUGUGUCUGCCAUCACUGCCGCCAGGGCUGCCGCCGUCACCACGGCAACAACAGCAGCAGGAGCACCCGCCGGUGUCUCCCCUUCGGGCUUUCUUGGAGCAGUCAAGGCCCCUGACAGCGUCCCCUCGAGCUGCAGCCCGGGUGGGGACAAGGCCUCCAUCGCGUCCCGCGCCUCCACCCCCUCCACCCCCGCCUCAGCACCGGAGACAAAUGGACACUAGCUGGAAGCACACUGACCAAACACAGAUCAGGGCCGACAUCCACUCCUCCGCCUGACCUUUGACAUCAGGGACAAGUGCGUCCGUAUGGAAUGUGUUAGGGAAGCCUUGCACGUAACUGACAUGAAAUCAGCGGCGAGAGGGAAAUUAUUUGUGAGUUGCAUUGGGCCAGACAGAUUUUUCCAUCAUGCUGUUUGGCAGACAUAAAGAAAACAGGAGGACAGAUUAUGGAUGUCCAAGCGAUAUGUCAACGGGGAUUUUGGCUUUGGCGAAGCAGCAGAAGAAGGAGGAGGAGGAGAGGGACUCAUCUCGAACACAUCCGUUAUCCGUUGGAUGAGCAGAUCUCCCUAACAGAUGGAAACCGGUUUAUCUUUGUCCAAAAUCCCAUAUUGUGGAUCUUCGAGAGGGUGGAAAAAAGGAAAAGAAAGAGAAAAACUCAUUAACUGACUAUUGAUCUUAUUUUAUUUUUUCUCCGGUUGGGGGUUGAAAGAAGUUAUGAGAGGAAGGCUUAUGAAAGAAGGGCUUUGGGUUUUCUCUUUUCCUUUUUCAACACACAAGUGGCAGCCUCCCUCCAGUUUGUUGUCUAUGGAUGAGAAACGUCAGUGGACGGUGUCAGUAGUUUAACAGUAACUGUCCCAUAGAAGGAAAUGGAAGACGGAAAGAGACACCACAUUGAAGAGAUUUGACUGCAGCUCUGUGUAUAAAACAAAGGAGACAAAAAUCUCCCCCUCUACGUUUUCGUCAGGUGUCCAUUUGUGCAAACGCGUGUUUAAAAAGAAAAAAAGAAAAGAAAAAAAAAACAGCCGUGCCGUCCAUCAGUAAUCGUAAAAGCUUAUGAACCACUUUGUCGGAGCAAUAUUAAUAUUCAAGUGUUCAGGUAUCACAAGUCUUUUUUUUUUCUUUUCUUUUUUUUCCUGCAUCACCAAAGUUUGAAGCGAGUCUCUUGUAGCCUGUUACUGUUGAGUCUAAUUAUACUCUUAAUUAUCCCACGUCAACUAACUUAAUGACGCUCCCUUGUCUCUAUCCUCCUCUGAGUCCCUGUCUGUCGUCAGUAUCUUUCCACCAAACAAUGGAGAGAUGAGCGAUGGUCGGAUGGAGGGAUGAUUUGGUUGGGAACUCGUUUCUGUAAUUAAAAACAUCCUUGGUCCAUGUCGGCGUCCAGCGUUUUGCUUCUUUUGGGGUUUUCCACAUCUUUCAUUUCACCACAACAAUGAACAGCUGAAGAACUGAAACCCUGUGACACCGGGGCCCUUACAGGAAGGGCCGGGAGCCGAUAUGAGGUGAGUCGGGUUCAACUGUGAUGGCGGUUUGGCAGCGACUCUGUCCCAUUUUAAAAAAAUCUCAGGAGGUAAAAGAGUGUGUACAGGUCAUUUUUGUCUUUUUUUCUUUUCUGUCAGGCGUUUAGUGAGGCUCGAGUUAUCAUACUCUGCUGUUACCGUCAAAACCUUCUGCUUAUUUCGUCGUUUCGUAUCGUCGUUGAGAUGUGUCUGUAAAGAAUAUUAUGAGAGAACACCUUUAUUUUGUGAGUCACCCACUUUUCUUUCUUUUUUUCCCCUUUUUUUGCCCUUUUUCAAAAACAGGAUCUUUUGUCAUGAGACAUGUCUUCAUAUGAAAAGAUAUCUUGAUAUGAGCUAUGAAAUAAAGAAAUAGACUUAC